CAGUGCGUCAUUGCAAACUGAAGGAACUGCACUUCACAUGCAGAUAUCUAGGGCUCAGCAGGAGGAGAUUGGGGAUGGGGCCAACCUCACCAUAUCGUUUGCCGGCGAACUGCUUGAGAAGGCUGAGGAGCUCAUCAGGAUGGGCUUGCAUCCAAGUAAGAUAAUCAUUGGCUAUACCAAAGCGGAGACUGCAGGCAAAGAGAGCUCGAGCUGCGGCCUUCAUAGGUCAUGGAGAGAUUUCAACAACUUAAGUUAUUUGCUCCUGACACCAAGAAUAAGGUUAAGAUGAUGGAAAAGCGCCUUUCUCUCUAUAAGAACAGUGCGUUCUGAGGUGUGAAGUGGGAGAGAGGGGAUGAUUGAGGUUUUGAAUAAGACGAUCUUUGCGUUUUGGAUUAGUUGUUAGCACUGUCUAUUAGGACGAUUAGUUUGGUGACAAAGGUCAGUUGUGAGACAGGGAUGUGAAAUAUCCAUCUGUUUAUUUUAUCUAAGAUACCUUUGCGACUAAGGUCAAUUCUUGAACAAUUACUUUGGUGUUUGCUAUAAAUGUAAUAAAGAUGUUGAUGUGUGACUUGUGAACUUGUGUAUUUGGUCGUGAAUGGAAUAUAUUGUUGGGCACACAUGUUAUUUUGGA
Sorghum bicolor (sorghum) is the source of this 631-nucleotide messenger RNA. RefSeq names its product T-complex protein 1 subunit theta-like. Gene Ontology annotation, molecular function: ATP-dependent protein folding chaperone; ATP binding. Gene Ontology annotation, cellular component: chaperonin-containing T-complex. Gene Ontology annotation, biological process: protein folding. The transcript is spliced from 3 exons. The record is from RefSeq and is a predicted model, not a curated record. Bases 38 to 289 code for a protein of 83 amino acids. Lineage: Eukaryota; Viridiplantae; Streptophyta; Magnoliopsida; Poales; Poaceae.